GUGUCCCGCCCCCCGCAGCUCAGUCCCGAGAGUAACACAGUCCGACUGAGUCUCCCGCCCACUGAUAUAAGAAGCGACUCAGUAGCAGCAACCGCACGUCAUAGUCAGUCUCCUGUAACCGGGACAUGAGUGUCAGUAUGAGGGGCGCGUCUAUGUAACUUCCCUCCUCCGAGACGUCACAUCCGCCUCUCUAUGCUCAGCCUCCGCCUCUCUAUGCUCAGCCUCCGCCUCUCUAUGGUUCCUGGAGGACUGGAGCAGAAGUUUCUUUUACUUUCACUUUUCAGACUUGGGCGGUUCUGUCUCCCGAAACUUCUGCCUGAGAAUUCGGCCUCAAACGACCCAGAGACCCUGAGAUAGUGAUCCCGACCCCCCCGGGGUGUGUAGUCUGGAGAGGAAAAUGUGGCCCCUCCGUGUCGCCCUCCUGUUCCACCUGUCACUCUCCUUCCUCCACUUUUCACUCUCAGACUCAGUCUCGUCGGCGGUACUGGGCUCCAGCGCUAAGCUGAUCUGCCAGUUCACUCCAGUAGUCGAUGCCAAGAACGUGGAGAUCCGAUGGUUCACGCGCUCAUUCCGCCCCUACGUGCAUCAGUAUAAGAACGGGGAGGACAAUUACAGGGAACAGAUGGAGGAAUUCCGGGGCAGGACAGAGUUAAUUAAACAGGACCCAGGGGGUCGGAACCUUAAUCAUCAGUAACGUCACCCUGGCCGACGAGGGGCGAUACAGUUGCUUCUAUGAAAGUUGAAUUAUAGAAACGAGUCCAAGGAUUAUGGUCUCCCCAAUGUCCAGCAAUGAGUAGGGCUCUCCUCUGCCUCUAACAAAAUUCUUCAA
Xenopus laevis (African clawed frog) is the source of this 829-nucleotide messenger RNA. Its product is annotated as myelin-oligodendrocyte glycoprotein-like. The coding region runs from base 398 to 694 and encodes 98 amino acids. The transcript has 3 exons. The record is from RefSeq and is a predicted model, not a curated record. NCBI's taxonomy places the organism in Eukaryota, Metazoa, Chordata, Amphibia, Anura, Pipidae.